Molecule: messenger RNA, 2214 nt
Organism: Metarhizium acridum CQMa 102
Lineage: Eukaryota; Fungi; Ascomycota; Sordariomycetes; Hypocreales; Clavicipitaceae
Source: RefSeq, a predicted model, not a curated record
AUGGCGACACAACCAGCCACCUCGGAGCCUGCGCCGGGCGUGACGCCGACCGCGACGUCUGCGACAUCAGCACCGGCUGGUGAUGAAAAAGAUGCUCUGCAAGGCUCAGCACCGGCGGAAAUACCCGUACGCACAAAGGAGUCGUUCAACAAACUCAUGGUCGAGCGUUACACCACGCGCGACGCCAUCGCCAGCGCUGCUCUGGGCGAGCAGCUGAAUCAGACACGGCAGUCCUCACAAGAGAUGCGUGAGAAAAUCCACGAGUACAGAAUGGUGCGGAACGAGUACAAGCCUUGGUUCCCGCCAAGCAGGCUCUACGGCGAAGGGUACAAUGGAUUUGGAAACGGAUACACCGAAAACCAGCAGCCAGUCUCCAGAAUCAUCUACCCAGCGCAAAAGCCACGACCCGGACGACGGACGACACCAUCAUUCAGGUUUGCUCGCAAGGACAUGCUCAAACAGGCAGAGCAACACGAAGAGCUAGUCCCGCUACGUCUGGAGGUUGAGUGGGACAAGGUCAAGCUUCGCGACACGUUUACUUGGAACCUGCACGAACGUCUUUUGGCCGUCGAAUUAUUCGCAGCGCAGCUGGUCGAAGACAUGGCGCUGAAACCACCUGCAGCACAGCCCGUGUUUGAGCAAAUCGUUCAACAGAUGCGGGAGCAGCUGAAUGAUUUCUAUCCCUUUGCGUUCGCAGAGGAAGAUGCCCUCGACCCGGAGCUGCCGUACUCGGCCUACAAGAACGACGAAAUGCGCAUUCUAAUCAAGCUCAACAUCACAAUUGGCCAGCACACCCUGGUAGAUCAGUUCGAGUGGGAGAUCAACAACCCCAAUAACUCGCCAGAAGAAUUUGCCGCCAACAUGGCGCGCGACCUGUCUUUGUCAGGCGAAUUCACGACGGCGAUUGCACAUUGCAUUCGUGAACAGACGCAGCUCUUUACCAAGAGUUUAUACAGCAUAGGACAUCCGUUCGACGGGCGACCGGUCGAGGAUUCGGAUCUCGUGUCCGCAUUCUUGCAAACCCCUCUUCCCGUCGUCUUCCGACCACAGCAGCAAGCCAAGGAGUAUGCGCCAUACAUGUACGAACUCAGCGAAGCCGAUCUGGAACGAAACGAAAUGGUAUUUUCCCGCGAACAGCGGCGCCAGAAGCGCUCCAUCAACAGACGAGGCGGCCCGCAACUCCCCGACCUCAGAGAACGACAAAGGACCAUUCGUACACUUAUCGUUUCGUCCGUGUUGCCUGGUGCGGUCGAGAACGUCGAGGACAGUCGACUCUACAAACGAACGGCUGGCACAAGCAGGAAGCGGACAGCCCGUGACGGCGAGAUUUCAGAAUCCGAGGAGAGUGACGACUCAUCCCCCGACUCGCCCGCCCCUUCACAGAUGGCUGGCACGGCGCGCACAAGGGGCAUGCGAGGGGCUGCGUCGGCUGCGCAGCAGCGAAUGGCCAAUAUUGGCCGCUCUGAAACGCCCGAGACUGGGUCGUUGCAUCACCACGAGACUCGAACAUCGCGCCGUGGCCGGGAAGAGACAGAGGAGCCUUCUCACCUUUGGGUUACACUGAAGGUGAGCAGGGAGAAGCUUAGAAGAGUGAUGAAGGGCGACUAUCGCGACUUGAAGGCGCCUUCACAGCCCCAGACACCAGUCGUGGCCCACGCCAGAGCGCCAAGUGCAUCGUCAAGCAUACCCAAACCAAAAGUGCCAUUCACGCCAACUUCGUCAUCAUCUACACCUCAGCCAGCAGCUGCACCAGCACCGACAGGGAGCGGUUCCAGUUCUUUUCCUGCCGGCCAGCUCGGACGUCUCCCUGCUCCUCCACCGGUUCCCUUUUUUUUCUCGGCAAGAACAUUCCGUACAGGUCAGAGCCUAACAUGCGCGUCUCAUCAGCCGGAGACACCAGAGUGGCUUGUCAACGCCCUCAAAGACCUAGAAAAGCAAUACCCCAACGGAGACAAGUUUGAAGCCAUCAUGAAAUACUCGUACCUCGACCCCGUCACCGAACUCCCCGUCCAGCCGCAGACGCUGCCGUUUCCAGAAGGCGUGAAAUACGCCUGGCUCCCGCGUAUUCGCUGUCUCGACUGCGCCACCAAGCUGUACACCCCUGGCCCGGACAUGACGGCCCAGAAGUUUGAAGCGCACUUGAAAUUCUCUGGCCACCGGGCAAAAGUCAACCAGCGACUUGCGGCCCAAAACGGCGGCGCCUCGGGGUCAUAG